Mus pahari (shrew mouse) is the source of this 1933-nucleotide messenger RNA. It is a transcript of the gene Serpinb1, whose product is annotated as serpin family B member 1. NCBI's taxonomy places the organism in Eukaryota, Metazoa, Chordata, Mammalia, Rodentia, Muridae. Gene Ontology annotation, biological process: negative regulation of endopeptidase activity. Gene Ontology annotation, molecular function: serine-type endopeptidase inhibitor activity. Bases 70 to 1209 code for a protein of 379 amino acids. The transcript is spliced from 7 exons. The record is from RefSeq and is a predicted model, not a curated record.
CUGGCUCGGAGCACUUCAUCCAAGGUCAGCCGCAAGUGGAGCCAGACCUGCUAAACUAGAGCCUUCACCAUGGAGCAGCUGAGUUCAGCCAACACCCUCUUCGCCUUGGAGCUGUUCCACACCCUGAAUGAAAGCAGCCCCACAGGAAACAUCUUCUUCUCUCCCUUCAGCAUUUCUUCUGCCUUGGCCAUGGUCCUUCUGGGGGCCAAAGGCAGCACUGCAGCCCAGCUCUCUAAGACUUUUCAUUUCGACUCUGUUGAGGACAUCCAUUCACGCUUUCAAAGCCUGACUGCUGAAGUGAGCAAGCGUGGAGCAUCUCACACUCUGAAACUUGCUAACAGACUGUAUGGAGAGAAAACCUACAAUUUCCUUCCUGAGUACUUGACUUCAACCCAGAAAAUGUACGGUGCUGACUUGGCCCCUGUGGAUUUUCAGCAUGCCUCUGAGGAUGCAAGGAAGGCGAUAAACCAGUGGGUCAAAGGUCAAACAGAAGGGAAAAUUCCAGAACUGUUGGCUGUGGGUGUGGUGAACAACAUGACCAAACUUGUGCUGGUGAAUGCCAUCUACUUCAAGGGAAUGUGGGAGGAGAAAUUCAUGACACAGGACACAACCGAUGCUCCAUUCCGACUGAAUAAGAAAGACACAAAAACAGUGAAGAUGAUGUAUCAAAAGAAAAAAUUUCCAUUCGGUUAUAUUUCGGACCUGAAGUGCAAGGUGCUGGAGAUGCCUUACCAGGGUGGAGAGCUUAGCAUGGUCAUUCUGCUGCCCAACGACAUUGAGGAUGAGUCCACGGGUCUUAAGAAGAUUGAGGAGCAAAUAACUUUGGAAAAACUGCGUGAAUGGACCAAACGUGAGAAUUUGGAAUACAUUGAUGUCCACGUCAAAUUGCCCCGGUUCAAGAUAGAAGAGAGCUACACCCUCAACUCUAACCUGGGCCGCCUGGGAGUGCAGGAUCUCUUUAGCAGUAGCUCGGCUGAUCUCUCUGGCAUGUCAGGAUCCAGAGAUCUUUUCAUAUCAAAAAUUGUCCACAAGUCCUUUGUGGAAGUGAAUGAGGAGGGGACAGAGGCAGCCGCUGCCACAGCAGGCAUUGCUACUUUCUGCAUGUUGUUGCCUGAGGAAGAAUUCACGGUGGACCAUCCGUUCCUUUUCUUCAUUCGGCACAAUCCCACAUCUAAUGUGCUCUUCCUUGGCAGGGUUUGUUCCCCAUAGAAGAAGGAGACUUUAAAGAUAUAAGGCAGAGCUUAGAACUUCAUUCCGUGAGAUUUUAAUAGUGAUGAUUUUCAUUUGUACUUGACAAUAAAACUCUAACCAGAAACCAAUCUUUCUCUUGUAUGUUCAACCAUGCUGGCUCUUUAUAUCCAUGACUUUUGGCACGGGUAUGCCUAUUUUUAUUAUACAAUGAAAGUAGGACUCCUGUUUUCCUCCUCGGCUUUUGCAUGACCUCCAGAGUGCAACAAAGGUUCACAGCUAGGCUGAAAAUUCUGGACGACUCCACGUUCUCAUCCUUAAUCUUUAUGGACUGUAGGUGGGUGCCUGCAGAUGCUAACUGAAGUCAUGUCCAUCUGGGGUAGGGGGGGAUACCCUUAAGCCUCAAAUCAUUAUUACAAUCUGCUUUCCAAGCACAGCAUCCAGAGUAUAAUCAAAGAUAACUGUUUGGGUGGGCAGCCAUGGCAACAGAGAUACAAAGCAGCACAAACAAAAGAGAAGGACAACAGUGGAAGGCUCUAAAUGCUGCCACUGUCCAUACAAACUGGAGAACAGCAGUCUGUGAAGGUAAUAUUGAUGAAAUCCAAGGUCAGACACUUUAGCAGGCCAUUGCAAACUUACAAACAACACUUCAUGUCUGGAUGAAAAGGAACUAGAAACCCCAGAGCUUAAACAUACAAUAAAUUAUUUCCAUAGAAAACUUAAAGAAUAUGUGGAUUUUUAAGUC